AUGGCCGACCCAACUCUACAGACGGUGCCCAAUGGCUCGUCCACAAUUGAUCCUUCCUCCCACGCCCAAUCCUCUGCAUCGUCGUUCAAGUCGACAUCCUCACAAUUAGCUCCUACGGAGACACCAGCGAGCAGCUCACAAGCUACACAAGCAACCACCGUAGCGGAAGAAACGGAAGAAUGGCAAGCACCAAAGACUGGUGCGCUCACAACACCCAUCACCCGGCCCAUGAAAGCCAGCAAACCAAAGGACCCCGCAGCCCUGACACCUGAACAAGAGACAAAGUACGCUACAGUCCUAGCAGCUGUAUCUCAAUGGUCGUCCCUGCCUUCCACGACACUAAAGGGCGCUGCAUCAGCACCCGUUCAAGACCAUGAGCGCAUGUGGCUCACCCGAGAGUGCCUCCUCCGCUACCUUCGCGCAACCAAAUGGCAAACACCAGCCGCGCUCAAAAGGCUUCAGUCCACCCUGUCCUGGCGACGCGAGUACGGCGCCGACACCUUCACAGCCGACUACAUCUCCCCCGAGAACGAGACAGGGAAGCAGCUUGUGCUUGGAUAUGAUAACGAAUGCCGACCGUGUCUGUAUCUGAGCCCAGCCAAGCAGAACACCAAGAUGUCAGACCGCCAGAUCCACCAUCUCUGCUACAUGCUCGACCGCACAAUCGACAUGCUGCCACCUGGGCAGGAAUCAGCAUGUCUACUCAUCUCCUUCAAAGGUUCAGGAAACAGCCAUGUUCCCACAGUAGCCCAAGCCCGCAGCGUCCUCAAUAUCCUGCAAAACCACAGCCCCGAACGACUAGGCAAAGCACUGAUCUCCGACCUCCCUUGGUACGUGACCACAUUCUUCAAGCUCAUAUCUCCAUUCAUCGAUCCCGUGACGAGGGACAAGAUGCGAUUCAACGAGCCACAGAGGAAUUACAUCCCACCUGUUCAAUUAUGGAAGACGCAUGGUGGUGAUCUGGAGUUCGAGUACAAGCACGACGAUUACUGGCCGUUCCUCACAGGCGAGUGCGAUAAGCGGAGGAGAGAGAACAGGGCGAGGUGGGAGAAAGGCGGGAAGAUGAUUGCGCAGGUCAUCAAGGACGCGGGCGGCGAGGCGGAUCUGGAUGCGGUGUCUGGUGAAAAUGGGGAGGUGAAGAGUGAUGCGGAUUUGGCGGCAGCUGGAGUGGCGAAGCUGAGUGUUUAG
Recurvomyces mirabilis is the source of this 1188-nucleotide messenger RNA. It is a transcript of the gene PDR16, whose product is annotated as Phosphatidylinositol transfer protein (PITP). NCBI's taxonomy places the organism in Eukaryota, Fungi, Ascomycota, Dothideomycetes, Mycosphaerellales, Teratosphaeriaceae. The coding region runs from base 1 to 1188 and encodes 395 amino acids. Gene Ontology annotation, molecular function: phosphatidylinositol transfer activity. The transcript has 2 exons. The record is from RefSeq and is a predicted model, not a curated record.